Molecule: messenger RNA, 10848 nt
Organism: Patiria miniata (bat star)
Lineage: Eukaryota; Metazoa; Echinodermata; Asteroidea; Valvatida; Asterinidae
Product: TPR and ankyrin repeat-containing protein 1-like
Exons: 38
Coding region: 167-10069 (3300 amino acids)
Molecular function (GO): protein binding; ATP binding
Source: RefSeq, a predicted model, not a curated record
AAUAAGUACGCCUACACGUAUGUGGUAAUUAUACCGACUGGCGACUACUUCAUGUAGGUAGAUUCGGCGGCGCUGGCUGUAGGUAAAAGUCUUAAAUAUUGCCUCACACAAUCAAAUUAAGUGACAGAAAUAAAAGGAGAGGCAUGUGAGCAAGAUAAACAGCAAGAUGAAUGCUCGGGAAAGCGAGUGGCAGCGAAGACGGCGACAUGCUCGUGCUGCUCAUCCCAUGAUGACAGAGCGCGAUUUUCAUGAUAAUACUAGGUUGCCUGAUGGCAUCUGGUGGUACGUGGAAGAACUGAAGCAAAGGGGAAAUGCCAUCAUCCAUCACAAUCCGAGAGAGGCUGUCGGUCUGUACACCAAAGCCAUGGAGAUUGAUGAGAAUCCAGAGCAUCCGUUUGAUCUACUGACGCCGCGAGAGAAGGCGAUGUUGCGCAGCAAUCGCUGCACGGCGCUGAUGAGACUCCAACAGCUUGGCCCUGCCUUUGAAGAUGCAAUAGAGUGCAUUAAAAUAGAUCCUACAUUUCAAAGGGGUUACUGGCGUGCUGCUACUGUCAUGAAGCAGAUGGGCAAGGAGGAUGAAGCAUUGGAGGCCCUCAUCGAUGGCUAUCCCAAGAUUCUAGGUGACAGCAAGAAGGCUGUUGACUUCCGCUUCAACUUUGUCUAUGAGAUCACAAUUCUAACUGUUCAACUGUGGGAUAAGUGGAAGAAAUCACAGUUCCUCUUCAGACUUCUUGACGUCUCUACAUCCGUGUGGACUGAAGUUGUGCAACGCCUGGCCAAGAACAAGCAGUAUCAGGGUCUGCAUCUGGUGUUCCUCCGUGGUGGUACUCAGUCGGGCAAGGGGUUCGAGAUUGGGCAAGGUGGUGCAGCCAAGGGCUGUGACACAUCUGGUAUCAACCUCCGACCCUUAGUCCGUGACCUGUCCAGCAGGGAAUAUGACAGUUGGAGCAUGCAGUUGGUAGUGGAGCUGCUCAAACACGGCUCCAAGGUGGAAGGGCUUAGCCAGAAGGAAGGGGACACCCCCUUGCACUGUGCUGUGGAGAAUGCCAUGAGAACUGGAUGGGUGGGCCUGUUGGAGUACCUCUUCAGUCACCUUUACACAACGAGCGAAUGGAGGAACCUGCCAGACAGAUUUGGGGAUUCGCUCUUCCACCUGGUUGCCAAGAAAUCCGGCCCCGCUGCCCACGCCAAAUCGGUCGUGGACGUCCUGCAGAAGUACUGGGUUGACCCGACCAGAAAGGACCGGCGGGGAUGUCGACCGGUUGAGGUGGUACCACUAACCAAUCAGCACGAGACUGAGAUUCGAGGCUUGCUGAGCGCAGUAGCCCUGGCUUGGGAACAACAUGUUAAAGUACAGCAGAAGCAGCAGCAGCAACAACAACAGUUCCAGCAACAGUCAAGGAAUAUACCGAGACAACCUUUUCCUGGUCCUCACUUUGCAUCUGGUAACCAGACUCAGGCGCAAUACUUCCCAACAAGACCUCAGACCAGGCCCCAGCCUCAGCCCCAACCCCGGGCCCAGUUCUUUGAUCCAAGAAGAAUAUUCAGCGCCCCGCCAAGGCCAAGUGUCCCGCCUCCACCCUUUGAUCACUCCAAACUAUUCGGUGGUCCUCAGAAACCAACUUGGCAACAGGAAGAGAUGAUGAGGAAAAAGCAGAUGGAGGAGCGGCAGUGGCAGGAACAGCAAAUGCUAGAAAAACAGAGGGAAGAGCGACGAAAGCAGGAACGGCGCCGGCAAGAGGAAGAGCAGAGAAGACGGGAGGAGCAGAGAAAAUGGGAGGAAGAUCAGCGCAAGACGGAAGCAGAGGAGCGGGCAAGGAGGCAGCAACAGCAAAUGGCAGAGGCCGCACGGAAGAAGAAAGAGGAGGAACGCAGGAGGCAGGAAGAGAAGAUACAAAAGGAAAAAGAACGAAAGGAACGGCUACACUUACAGCGGGAAGAAAAGAAGAGGAAAGAAAACCAGAAGAGGAAGGGAAGGAGAGAGAUGCAGAAAAAAAAGGAGGCAGAAGCCAAGCUUAACACUUACCAGAAAGGCUUGCGCCUGCAGGGGCAGGGCAAGCAUGACCAGGCCGUUUGUCUCUUCUUGGAGUUCAUCGGCAAGGAGUAUGAGAACACAGUGAUUUACCGCGAAGUCCAGCGCUGCCUGAUGGUUUUGCAGGAAUCACUGGAACAUUGCAAAGAGAUCCCAGACACAGUCAAGUGUGGGGCCCCGCCCACCUUCUGGAACACCACGGUGCAAGAACUGGCCAACCAGAGCAAGUGGUGGAGCCUGUUCCUGCUGCUGGUCGGAGGGAGUUUCAGCACCAACCGGAACGGCAAUGGCGUGGCCCACGGCUGUGAUGCCUCUGGGGUGUCCAUUGUGACAUUCUUGGACCAGUGGGAGAGUAUCAAAAUGGCCCCAGGACGUCUAGCCAUGGUGGAAGCCUUGCUAGAAAAUAAGGCCAAACCGGACGGCCUGCUGAAUGACUCCGUGACCCCAUUAGUCCACUGUCUGCAGACGGAGAACUACGAGCUGGCCACUCUGCUCCUGAGGUAUGGCGCUUCGCCCGCACUCCUAAUCAUUGACCCGGGAGACACUCCACUGCACUCUGCGCUCAAGAUUGGCUUUAAACAGGACGAUCGUAAAUUUGCCGUGCUGGAGCUUCUCCUGACGAGAUACUCCGCGGACCCCACCGGCACCACCUACCUGGACAAGAACGCCCGAGACUGGGCGGGGAACACGCUGUUCCACCUGGCCCUCACGGGGGGCUCCAAGAACCAAUCACUUAAUGCCAUCAAGGUCCUGAGCCAGUACAAGGUCAACCCCUGGCUGCGGGACCAUGGAGGCCGGGUACCACUCAUGAUGGUGACCAACAAAGACCGGCGCUACAUGUUCCUGGCCGAGGCAGCCAAGUACUACGACAGUGCCAGUGAACCCGCACAGAGUUCAUCCAGAGGGCCUAACCAGAGCAGUUCUGGUGAUGUCAAUGUUUCUGGCGUUCCAGAGGAUUGGUCGAAGGCAGACAGGGCACCGGAACAGGAGGACCACCACCAGCAAGAGACAGCUCAAUCACACGAGCACGUGCCCCGCAAGGAGAAGCUGCGUCGCGAAGUAGAGCUGCUACUGAGUGCCAUGCCAAUAUAUGUCCCGCAGCAAACUGGACUGGACCAAGCAGGAACCACUGUGACAGUGACCUCGUCACUGUCGAGAAGCGGCCCGCGACAAGUUGAGAACGGGGCAGAGGUAGCGAAGGAAGAAGUAUUGAGACAGGAUGUUGAAGUUGAAGAAGAAGAGAUGGAUGAAGACGACGAAGAGGUAGAUGAUGAUGAUGACGAUGAUAGGGCCAUUGAUGUAAAAAUCUUUGAUGAUUUAACCUGGGAGGUAGAGUGCACUGCUAAGGUCUGGAAGUUCCUGCGUGACAAGCUGGUCCUCCACAGCCUGAAGGAGACGGCCAUCCGCAAGAUUCAGAUGCUGGGAAGCGGUGACUGGCGAGUCCGUCUCUGCAAACCCCUCGAGGGCCUGCCCAAGCAACACGACAUGAAGCUGUACGAAGCCCGGCUGACUAAAGGCAGCCGCAUUCUGUGGGAGUUGGCGAUAGCGUUCUCGCCUCGCUGCAGCGAGGAGUCCGAAAAGAGACUUGACUCGGGCGAUGGUGCUUUGGCGCCUACAGCAGUGGCUGGAGGACGAGUGUACUCAGAGAUAAUCCGCAUUUGGGACAUCGUACUCGACCACCCUAAGGUUGCACAUGCAAUCAAGGUGAUUGUCAAGUCGUUGGAGCGAGGAGAAGAAUGCCUCAUCCCUAAGAAACUGAUAGGGAUCAGCAACAAAUCAUCCACGGGAGGCACAGCAGCGCUUCGCCUGCCGACCUACUUCCAGGAGGUCACAGGAAGCUCACCCGAUCGCCGCACCAAGGCCCUAGACGACUCCAAGAAGAUCCCGAGACCCUUCUUCCCCCCGGCGAGCUCCAGGGAGAACGAGUACCACAUCAUGAAGUUCUACUCCGUCAACUCCACGCUGGUCUACGCCAUGCUCAACGACAGCAACGUCAAGGUGGAUUUCCCGUUCCGUGUGACGGAGCUGGAGCACGCCAUCAUCAACCUGCAGCCCAGGCCCCCGUCCUCCAUCCUGCUGCUGGGCAGAAGCGGAACAGGCAAGACCACAUGCUGUUUGUACCGCAUGUGGACCAAAUUCUUCAAAUAUUGGCAACAGGUUUCCAUGACGGGCGAGCCCUUGAUUCCCAGAGAUAUUGCCUUCAUUCACCAGGACAAGCUAGAUGAAGAAGAAAAUGGAAGUGACACAGAUAGUGACAGCGCCAGCGCAUCCAACAACAAACCCAGGCAGGCCUACCGCCGCGGCUCAGAUACCCAAGGUGGUUCCUAUGACUCGCAGAGUGCCGAUGCCUACUGCUCGGGGUCGGUCAGCAGGACGGGUUGUCAUGGUGACGCAGACGAGAGCGGCGAAGCCUCGACGAUCAUGGACCACCUGCACCAGAUCUUUGUGACCAAGAAUGCUGUGCUUUGCAGUGAGGUCCAGCGCAACUUCUGCGACAUGAGCCACGCUUGCGAGUUUGCCGGCGAGCCCUUGGCCCAGCAGGACACGCCCAUCCCUCACCGGUUCCAGGACGCACACCCGGCCCGAUUCCCGUUGUUUCUUAGCUCACGUCAGCUGCUUCUGAUCCUCGACGCCUCCUUGCCCAAUUCUUACUUCCCUCGCGCGGCUGACGGAUCGAUGAAACGUAAAAUACGUGGAUGGAACGAAGAGGAUGGACCUUUGACUUUUAUCCCACUGAUGGAUGAUGAGGAUGAGGAGGACGAAGACCACGCCCAAGCUGCUCCUGGCGAAGACAUGAUGCAAGACGGUGAGGCCAAUCCCAACGCACCGCGCGGCCUGGGCGGACAGCACGAGGCUCAGGGAGGCGGGGGACAGGCCGCCAAGUAUGACCCACGACGCGAGGUCACCUAUGAGGUCUUCGCCUACGAGCUGUGGCCCCGCAUUAACAAGAAGAAGCUGCCAUAUCACUCUACGCUGGUGUGGAUGGAGAUCAGGUCCUUCAUUAAGGGGUCAGUUGAAGCACUCCACACAGAGUCAGGCUACUUGUCACUGGAGAGCUACUUGGCACUCGGCAAAAAGAGGGCCUCCAACUUCACUGCUGACAGAGAAGAGAUCUACAGUCUCUUCAAGACUUACGAGCACAUGAAGAGUCAGAAGAACCUCUUUGAUGAGGGGGAUCUGGUGUUCCACGUCUACCGCCGGCUGCGGGACAUCAAGUCACUGGAGUGGGUCCUACACGAGAUCUAUGUGGACGAGACGCAGGACUUCACUCAGGCCGAGCUGUCACUCUUCAUUCGCUGCUCACAUGAUCCAAACUCGCUCUUUUUGACUGGAGACACUGCACAGAGCAUCAUGCGUGGCGUUGCGUUCCGCUUUGACGACCUGAAGUCCCUCUUCCACUAUGCCAGCAAGUCUGUCAAGGCCCUUGGCAAGCACUCAGCCGUAGCUGUACCCAAGAGAGUCUACCAACUCACGCACAACUACCGAUCACAUGCCGGGAUUCUGAACCUGGCCUCCACUAUCGUGGAUCUGAUGACCCAUUUCUUCCCCAACUCCUUUGAUCGUCUGAAGCGUGACCAGGGCUUGUUCCACGGCCCCUCCCCAGUGCUGCUGGAGUCCUGCAGCUUCACUGACCUGGCUUUGCUGCUGUGUGGCAACAAGAGGAAGACGUCUGAGAUAGAGUUUGGAGCUCACCAGGUCAUCUUGGUUGCCAAUGAAGAGGCUAUUGAGAAGCUGCCAGCUGAGCUUCGUCUUGGCCUAGUCAUGACCAUCUACGAGGCCAAGGGUCUGGAGUUUGAUGACGUCCUACUCUACAACUUCUUCAAGGAUUCCCCAGCCGACAAGGAGUGGCGGGUGAUCACUGACUACCUGAACGAGUUGAUCGCUGAACAGCGCAACAGGGCCGAGGACCAACAAGAAGGAUUGAAGGAAAUAGAUGUGGAGACCUUGACUGGGACAGUCCGGCCACGGCCUCUGAAAUUCAACCCAGAUGAACACAAGGUGCUGAACUCAGAGCUGAAGUAUCUCUACACAGCAAUCACAAGAGCCAGGGUGAACGUUUGGAUCUUUGACGAAGACGAGACCAAACGAGCGCCGAUGUUUGAGCUGUUCCGUUGCCUGAAACUUGUCAAAGGCAUCGGUCCGGAAACUGCCCCAGAAGCAGAGGGGCCUGAUUUGGACGCCAUUUUUGUGGAGAAGUCAAGCCAGUUGGAGUGGAUCAAGCGAGGCCAUUACUUCUUUAAGAACAAGCUGUGGAUGGUGGCUGCCAAGUGCUACCAACGCGGUGGAGAUGAGAAGCGAGAAUUGCAGGCCAGGGCACACCACCAGGCUGUGGAAGCGGCCCGCAUGCGAGACCAGCUACCAGCCAUGAGGGAGAAGUUCCUGCAAGCAGCUGGCCUGUUCCUGCAGAGUGAUAGCAGCCAGAUGGCCGUCAACUGCCUCUACAAUGCCAGGGAGUUUGGCCUGCUGGCUCAGCUUCUGGAGAAGCUGGGAGAGUUCUCAAAAGCUGCCAAGAUCUACGAGAAGCGACUGAAUCGUAUUAGCGACACCUGCCGCUGCCUAGAGCUGAUGGGGGAUUACGCCAAGGCCUUAGACCUCCUGUGCAGCAUGGGUCUGCACACCAAGGCCCUGGACCUCAUCGAUCGCUUCAACCGGUUUAAGCAGGAGCAGAUGAUGAAUAAGAUGCCCUUACCAAGACAUGUCAGACCACCAGGGGCCACCCAUACCCUGAAUGAGUUGAUCUACAAGUCGGCAGAGUACCACUUCAAGAAGGGAGACCAUGGGCAAAUGCUGGAUGCCUUGGAGCAAUUGGAACAGUUUGAAGCCAGAGUAGAUUUUCUACAUAGGAGGGGACUGGUAGCUGAGGCUGUGACUAUGCUGAAGGAUGGUGGACGUCUUCUGGAAGCAGCCAAAAUACUCAGAGAGCAGGGUAAGCUUGAGGAAGCCUGCACCAUCCUAGAAUCAUCAAGUUAUCCUGAGUUUAUUGCAGAGUGUCGACUGAGCCAGGCAAGGAAGUUCCUACUAGAGCCAGACAGUGUGGCCAACCAGGCUUCUGCCGUCUCACUUCUCACCAAGGCAGAGAGCCUGUUCAGCAGAUGCAGUGACUCUGUCAUAAAAGCCGAGACGCUGCUUCUCCUGGGAAAGGUGCAGAAGGAUGCCAACAAGAUCCGUGAAGCCAAUCUCUCCUUCAAUAAAAUGUCUCACACAGCUGGGGAAUCGGAAUGCACUGAUUACCUGAUCAAGCUCUCGCCACCCAAUGCUGAUAAUAUCAAGAAUAGGAUCUUCCAUCAGCUGGAGAAACUCGUAGAGCUGAUCUGUGCUCUGUUUGAGAGCACUAAUCCUGGAGAAGAGCGGCAGAGACGAUCCUGCGAAGUCUUCUUUGGUUUGCGUCCAGGGGAAGCUGGUCAUCUGCACAUCCAGAGGUGCGAGGGAGCCAGAAUCUUGUCUGCCUUGGAUAAGAACAUGUUGCUGUUGAGCGAGGUUGAGGCUGUAAAGGCGCGAGAAGCCAUCGCUAAGUAUUACCUGAUUCCAAGAGCCCUAGGGUGGGUGAAGAAGAUACGUGAGCUGCUCAGUGGGGAAAUAAAAAAGCUAACUCAGUGCGUUGAUUAUCAGAUUGGGAUGCCAUGCUCAAAUGGCCUAAACACCUGUCAACAACUCCAUUUGCCAUACUCGUUUCACCACGUACUGAGUCGGGUGAACUACCUUGUCCUGCUGAUUGAGAUUGACAACAUUAUCGAGAAGGCCUCCCGAUUGUCCAGGUUCAAGUCUGCAGACAAGCUUACAGUGGAGAUUGAACAGAGUCAUCUAAAGAGUGCCAAGAAGUGCAAGGCAUUGUAUAACAUUUUCUUCCCCGAGCACUGCCACCAACGCUUCAUUGGCGAAUCAGUCCAAACAAUGCAAAAGCUUCUCAGACUUGUACAGCAUCCCUCCGUCGGAAGACAGCUGAAGGCCUUUGCUGAGAAUGAGCGCAAGAAGGUUGACCGUAAGCAUCAGAGGGCAGACACAGAUUUGUACUUAAUGUGUCAUGGUAUUGACCUUCUUAUAGGUGAGAAGCCAACAGUCAUGAAAAAGUUGGUUACCCGGGAAGAAGAUGACUGCUUCAGUUGGCAAAAGAAAGAAGGAUGGAAUCAUCCUAAGCCAUUAGGAAUGCACCUGCUGCAUUCUAAUGAUCCACGGAAGGGCUUCCAGAUCCUGAGCUACAAGCGACACCAUUUGGAAUCUUUUGAAGAUCUCUACACAAAGCGUGAUGCAAUGCAGUCCCUUAGUUCGUUCAAUCGCUUCAUGGGCACUAUGGUUAAAAAGCCGGUUUAUCCUCUUCUUCCAUCCAUUAGUAACACAGUGGCAAUGAUAGAGGUGUAUGUCACCAUGAUGUUAACUCUUGGAGCAAAGACACAGCAGUGUGCUGUAGCCAUACCGGCGAGUUACCUAGCCCAGGCUUCCUUCCUUGAUGCUAUAUGCGCUCCAGGAAAGGGACAUGCAAUGUAUACUGCUGUGAGUGACACAUUGCCUAAUAAGGACACCUCUGGCCAGACUCGCCGUUUAUCUCGUCUGAUUUGUGGGACAUCUAUGGAGGGCAGGGAUUUCAAUGUCUUGGCAGAUGCCUUAUCAAGCGUUGAGUACAUUCAAACUGGAGAGGCUGAACGCACACUGGUUCUGGUGCUUGUGAUGCUGUGUAAUGCUGGGAUGGCUCUACCUGUACAGAUCAUUAGAGAUACACGUGAAGCACUGCAGUCCAUAGCUCCAUCUGAAGACCAUCUGCCAAAGAGAGUCUACACCGCUCUCUGCAGAAUAAGGGAGGCCCAGGAUCGUCAUGAUGCCCUCAGUAUUCUGCAGGAGCUCCUGAAGGCUCGUGGCGAUGAGUACCUCAGAGAAUGCAGAUGGAGUCCGCGCAUGCCUCCCCGAGGAUCGCCUGGGUUGGAAUUCCGCAACUUGAACCUCAAGACCUUCAGCAAUGUACAGUUUGAGACACUUCCUGCAGUAUCCCCAACUGUCUUCACUGUACUGAUGGAAGGCAGCAUCCGUCAGAGAGGGAGAGACUUGAACGAGGAGGAAGACAAAAGUACUGCUGGGGAAAGGGAAGUGGAAGGUGACCUUGACGUGUCUGAAGAAGAGGUUACCAAGGCCCAGAGGGAACAGGAGACCCUGCAGAGAGAGCGGGCUACAAGGGUCAUCAUGGGAUACUUAAAAUCCAAGAGGCUUCUUCGCGUAGCCAGCCUCUUGAGAUCAUACGGCUACAGUACCAUCCGCAUCAGACCGGAGGUCCAGUCCAAAGUAGAGACAACAGCCACUGCCUGGGUGUCCCAGCAGCUCUGGGAGUUCCUGCACACUCCCACACAAUGCGCCAUUUGCAAUGUCAGUCUGAGAGGGGUCGAAGAUACAAGACAUGAACUGGAGGCACUGACUGAAGAAGGCCAUGACAACGAUGAACCAGGUGAAGCGGUCUCAAUGCAAUCAGAUCUGGGGCCAACGUCAGAAGCAGAUGGCAGGGAUGAUCUACCGACCCAGGAGGAGCACAAAGCAACAGCUUUCCAUCAGCAGAGACAUCAAGAUUUCAUUCACUAUGAAAAAAUGCUCCAUGAUGAGGUGUAUCCAUUAAUGACAGAGGUUGAAAAAUUACUUCAGGAGCUUCGCCUCCCCACCCUAACAGCAGGAAACUCUGGAAACUCAGACAACUUCAAAUACUUUGAAGACACUUUGUGUAGAAUAAGGCAGGACCUCACUGACAAGAUGGCGGAGAUCCAAAAGCAACUGGCCUUUGAAAAGCUUGCAGAGGUCAGGUACAUCAUGGAGCAGCUCACAAAGGCGCACCAAACGAGCAAGGAAAAGCUUGAACAAAAGAGAGCAGCAGCGCAACAAGACAAGACUGCUAAUGAAGACAUCAAUGAGGCAGACGCCAUAUUUGAUGAGGAAGAAGAAGCAGACGAAGAUAAAAUCCUGCCUGUCGCCGAGCAGCCAGACAAGCGAAAAGGGGGACGGAACAAGGGGAGGGGCCAGAAGAAAAAGGGGAAAGGGAGUGGGCAGAGGAACAGGAGACGAUAAGUGAUUUGGACAUGAAAAUAGAAUGUCAUCAUUCUUUCUUUUGGGUUGUCUGGUUCCCUGACCUGACAAUUCACCGAAGCCUAGACAUCUCAAUUGUAGGUCAGGUAACUGCAGGGGCAAAAAACAAACAUGACGGCCCUUUUGCACAGCUCGGCUUCAUUUCCAGUUUGGCUUUAUCAUUUAUAGCUUUAAAUGUUCCUAUAAAGGUCUAUGUAGGUCAGGUAACUACAGGGGCAAAAAACAAACAUGACCGCCCUUUUGCACAGCUCGGCUUCGUUUCCAGUUUGGCUUUAUCAUUUAUAGCUUUUAAUGUUCCUAUAAAAUUUUAAUAUAAAAUUCACUUGCUUCAUAUAUCAUACAGGCUGAUAUUUUUGUUAGAAAACAUUGACUAAUAUUGACCUAAAAUCUUUAAAGUUAGGGACUCAUAUAGCACUGUUAGCAGGCAAAACCAAAAUGAAGACCACACUGAGUUUUGGAAAAUCCCAGUAACCGUCGUCAGAAUCAAAAUGGUACAUGACGCAGCAAAGCUUGCCCCUCGUACGAUUUCUGUGCAUACUUGAUGCACAAAAUCAUCGUUAAAUUUCAAAUUUUCUAAAUUCCAGCAAUAAAUAUGAACUCAUUUUCAAAUUUUUUGAUUAGCAAGGCAGGUAGAUAAAACCUAUUUUAUACCCGGAAAUUCCCGGGCGCUAUCCGACAUUGUCGACAAAAUGCGUUCGUCAAACUUCGAACAUUUUUGGAAACGAGAGGCAUUUCUCCCAUUAGUCACAUGAUGUAUAUUU